UCGUGUUUCAUUCUUUCUUUUUCGCGGAUGAACGACUUUUUUAGGUUGUUCUGAUUUAGAGCUUAUUAAAAUUGAACAAGAAUAUAGAAUCUACGUUUCUACAUUUCUUUUUGUAUAGUCUUACUCAUUAUUUUAAAAGCUCGAAAACAUGUCAGCCGUUGUGGAAGAAACAAAAGUUGAUGGUAAUGUCCAGGCCACCAAACAAGAGCAAGUGCAGGAAACAAAUGGUGAUACUAACACUGCACAGGAGGAGCCUAAAAAACAGAAAAAGCCCAAACCCAAUAACAAGAAACUGAGACAAGAAGCCGCUGCCAAAAAAACUGCCGAUGGUGGUGGCGAAGAGGGCGACAAUGCCGGAGGUCAGGAGAAAAAUAAUGAGAUAAACGGUGGUGAAGCCGCCGAUGGCGAAAAGAAAUCUUCCAACAAAAAGAAGAAUAAAAAUAAAAACAAAGGCGCCGGCAGUCAAAAGAAGGGUGGACAAACAGAACCCCCUUCCGUGGCCAUUGCCGAACUCUUCCCGGAUGGCAAUUUUCCUGAAGGUGAAAUUAUGAAACAUCCCCAGUGUCCCGAUGAUAGCAAAGCCAUUGAUCGUUUUACCAACGAAGAAAAACGUGCCUUGGAUCGCAUGCACAAUGACAUCUAUCAGGAAUUGCGGCAUGCCGCUGAGGCACAUCGACAAACGCGUCAAUACAUGCAACGCUACAUUAAACCCGGCAUGACCAUGAUUCAGAUUUGUGAGGAACUUGAGAAUACUGCACGUCGUUUGAUUGGUGAAAAUGGUCUGGAAGCUGGUUUGGCCUUUCCCACCGGCUGCUCAUUGAAUCACUGUGCUGCUCAUUAUACGCCCAAUGCUGGCGAUACUACCGUACUACAGUAUGAUGAUGUGUGUAAAAUUGAUUUUGGCACACACAUCAAGGGUCGCAUUAUUGAUUGCGCUUUCACAUUGACAUUUAAUGAUAAAUACGAUAAGCUAUUGCAAGCUGUUAAGGAUGCCACCAAUACCGGCAUCAAGGAGGCUGGCAUUGAUGUGCGUCUAUGCGAUAUUGGAGCUGCCAUUCAAGAAGUUAUGGAAUCAUACGAAGUGGAAUUGGAUGGCAAGACAUAUCAAGUGAAGGCGAUAAGAAAUUUGAAUGGCCAUUCGAUUAGUCCAUAUCGUAUUCAUGCUGGCAAAACUGUGCCCAUUGUCAAAGGUGGUGAGUCAACGCGCAUGGAAGAGAACGAAUUCUAUGCCAUUGAGACUUUCGGCUCAACUGGCCGUGGUCUGGUUCAUGACGACAUGGAUUGUUCGCAUUAUAUGAAGAAUUUCGAUGCUCCAUUUGUGCCACUGCGUUUAGCAUCAUCCAAACAGCUAUUGGGUACCAUCAAUAAGCACUUUGGUACACUGGCUUUCUGUAAACGUUGGUUGGAUCGGGCCGGUGCCACCAAAUAUCAUAUGGCUUUGAAGGAUUUGUGUGACAAAGGUGUGGUUGAAGCUUAUCCACCACUGUGCGAUAUUAAGGGAUGUUAUACAGCUCAGUAUGAACACACCAUCAUGUUAAGACCCACAUGCAAAGAGGUUGUCUCACGUGGUGAUGAUUACUAGAAUUGAAAGGAGAAGGAACAAAGAAUGGAAGGAAAUAGAAUUAUGUGCAGUUUUUUUUGUUGUAAAUGUGCCACACGCAAUAGGUGGAGAAGCGAAGAUUCACUCGAUUUAUGAAGGUUAACUGCUUGAAAUUUGAAAGCAGUAUCUGUUUUUGGAAUCCAUAUAUAUAUAUGCAUUAUACAACAUACACUAUGAUUAUGAAUAACGUUUAUUUUUUAUUUGUUUUUCUUUUUUUUUUCUACCAAAUAGACGACAGAUACCAUCCAAACUGGUUUCUGUUGUUAAUUUUUAAAUUUAUUGUUGUUAUCAAAUAACAGAAAUUUUCGGUUUACAAACAAUUUCAUAAAAAAGUCAUCUAAAUUUUUUUCUCUAUACUAAAUAAUAAAGGAAAUGUAUUUCAUAUGCGAAAA
Messenger RNA from Stomoxys calcitrans (stable fly), 1992 nucleotides. RefSeq lists its product as uncharacterized. NCBI's taxonomy places the organism in Eukaryota, Metazoa, Arthropoda, Insecta, Diptera, Muscidae. Gene Ontology annotation, biological process: proteolysis. Bases 149 to 1582 code for a protein of 477 amino acids. The record is from RefSeq and is a predicted model, not a curated record. The transcript has 3 exons. Gene Ontology annotation, molecular function: metalloaminopeptidase activity.